Molecule: messenger RNA, 1938 nt
Organism: Lytechinus pictus (painted urchin)
Lineage: Eukaryota; Metazoa; Echinodermata; Echinoidea; Temnopleuroida; Toxopneustidae
Exons: 1
Coding region: 1-1938 (645 amino acids)
Source: RefSeq, a predicted model, not a curated record
AUGAACCUAUUUAGUAUUAUUGAACGAACAUAUGGGCGCCCCGCCCUAAAGUUGACUCGAAGAUACGAACGAUGUAGUAAAAAGAUAGCUCGAUUUUCCAACCACUUGACCUUUCUUGUGCGUUGCAUUAAAGCGUCAGUGGUUCCCAAAGACCUGCGGGUCAAGCCUCCUAUGAACACCAAAGGAGCAAGAAAGGUAGCAGAAACGGCCGCCCUCCGUUUUCUGAAAGAACGCAUCUUUCUCACUAGAUGCACGAUUGAUUCGGCCAAGACGGAAUACGAAACUUUAAAAGCCGAUAUCAAAGAGACUAUGCAAGCCCAACACAGUACAGACAUUCUGAAGGUUAAUGAAAAUAUCUACGCAGAUGUUUUCGCUAAAUGCAAGAAAAGGCAACAGGCUAAAUUUGAAAAGUUGAUACAACCCAAAUCGAAGAAGGUCACCGCCUCAUUAGCGAAUGAGGAUAAAUGGGUUGUUAACCUAUCCUCGAGACAGAUCACCUCCACCGAGGAGCAAUUGCUUAAGAAAGGCCUCGCCUUUGCCGUGUCGCCCCCAAAAUUGCCCAUUACCGAGAUUGUAGCUAAGGUUGAAACCGCGGUCAAGUAUAUUGAUCCAGUUUCGGCCGAUGCCGCACGAAAAGAUGUAGAUUCCAUUCUACAGAGAGCACGUCCUCCGAAACCGAAUACCACAAGAGAGAUGCGUGAUGCUCUUAAGACACUCAAGAAUGAUGAUAGCAUUACAAUCCUCCCUGCGGAUAAGGGUAGUGCCACAAUCAUUUUAGAUAGUACCGCCUACGAAGACAAAAUGACCGAGCUUCUGAACUCUGGUCCGUAUAAAAUGCUAAAGAAAGACCCCACAGAUCGAAUGUGUCGCAAACUGACCAGUACGUUACUGGCACUAAAGAAAGACAAAGUUCUAGAUGAGGCUACAUACAAAAAGAUAAAGCCCACACAGAAACAGCCACCUAGAAUAUACGGGUUGCCCAAAAUACACAAACCCGGGAUACCCCUCAGACCAAUAGUAUCAUGCAUAGGUUCAUUUGCCUAUAACCUAUCAAAGUACCUGGCGGACAUCCUGUCCCCUCUCACUAACUGCUCAGAACACACGGUUUCCAACUCCAGUGAAUUCGCUGAAUUCACAUCGGAGCAGACAGUUAACGAACAGGAAUCCAUGAUCUCUUUUGAUGUAGUCUCCCUCUUCACUAACGUACCGAUAGAGGGCGCAUGCAGUACGGCCCUGCAACGCAUACAAUCCGAUCCCACAUUAUCAGAACGUACCACACUUAUGCCCGAACAAAUAGCCGAACUCCUGGAGUUCGUCCUCAGGUCCACAUAUUUUCUGUACAGAGGCUCUUUCUAUGAGCAAACAGAAGGAGCAGCAAUGGGUAGCCCAGUCUCAGCGGUUGUGGCUAACCUAUAUAUGGAAGGUUUUGAACAGAACGCUUUGCUCAAGUGUCCUUCCACAUGCCACCCUCGGGUGUGGAAGAGAUACGUCGAUGACACUUUCAUAAUCGUAAAUAGAUCCGAAACAGACAGCCUACUCUCAUACAUGAAUAGCCAGCAACCGUCCAUCCAGUUCACUCUGGAGACUGAGCAAGGAGGGAAAUUAGCAUUCCUUGACACGCUAGUCCAAAGACACGAGGGCGGGAAACUUUCCACUUCUGUCUACCGCAAACCCACUCAUACAGACCAAUACAUACCAUAUGAUUCUCAUCACGACAAAUCGGUCAAGAAGGGUCUUGUUAAAUGCCUGUUCGACAGAGCAGCACGUAUCAUAACUCACCCACCUGAACUCCCGAAAGAAAGAGCACACAUACAGCAACGGCUACCCACGCCGUUUUAUCAAGAACACUUUCAAGAAAAAACAACCACCAAGGGAUCAGAAGGUUUUCAAGACUUGCACAGUCUUGCCAUACAUAGAUGGCCUCUCACAACAACUUAA